ACAGCUCGCGCGCGCACCAGACAGACGCCUUCUCCCUCUCCCGCAGUACAGGGUACAGCUCGCGCUCACACAAGACACCAUCUCCCUGCCUGCGAUCCGAUGCGUCCAACGUUUUCAGCCGGGGUACGGUCCUACCACCGCUGUGCCUAAUAAUUGGCGGCUAGCUAGCUAGCUAGCUGCAGCUGCUGCGAUCCUGGAUCGGCACAGCCGGUUCUUGAUGUGGAGGGAGCGGCGGCGGGCGCUGCUCCUGCUGGUGGCCGGCGCGGCGCUGGGACUGAUCGGUGCCGCGCUCGCGAGCGCGCCGCCGGAGGCCGCGCUGAAGGUCGGGUUCUACCAUGCGACGUGCCCCAUCGCGGAGGACGUGGUCCUCGCCGAGAUGAGGCUCAUCCUCAUGGAGGACGCCACGGUCGCGCCGUCCCUGCUCCGGAUGCACUACCACGACUGCUUCGUGCAGGGCUGCGACGGGUCGAUCAUGCUCCAGUCGAGGAAGAAGGGGAAGGCGGAGCGGGACGCGCUGCCCAACCGUAGCAUGCGAGGGUUCGACGCCAUCGAGCGGAUCAAGGCCCGGCUCGAGACCGUCUGCCCGCUCACCGUCUCCUGCGCCGACAUCAUCGCCAUGGCGGCGAGGGACGCCGUCUACCUGAGCCACGGGCCGUGGUACGACGUGGAGACCGGGCGGCGCGACGGCAACGUCACCGUGGCCGAGUACGUCGACAACGACCUGCCGCCGCCGGACUCCAACAUUGUCGACGUGAAGACCUUCUUCAGCGUCAAGUCGCUUAACUCGAAGGACAUCGCCGUCCUCUUCGGGUGCCACAGCAUCGGGACCUCCCACUGCGGCCCGAUCCAGAAGCGGCUCUACAACUUCACCGGCAACAUGGACGGCCAGGACCCGUCGCUGGACCCGGCCUACGCCGCCGAGCUCAGGAAGCUCUGCCCGCCUCCCAGACCCGGCGACGAUGCUAGGAAGGUCAAGGUGCCUUUGGACCCCGGCAGCAACUACACCUUCGACCUGAGCUACUACCGCCACGUGCUCGCCACGGGCGGGCUGUUCCAGUCCGACGGCAGCCUCCUGCACGACCCCGUCACCAGAGGCUACGUCGAGAAGGUGGCCAAGGCGUCGUCGCCCGACGAGUACUACGCGGACUUCGCCGCGGCGAUGGUCAAGAUGGGCCGCACCGACGUGCUUGUCGGCGAUCAUGGGGAGAUCAGGCCAACGUGUGGCAUUUUUGUUGACUAGGUUCAGGAUUGGGUUGAAGAUGCGAAGAUAAUCUGUACGGGUUUCUGUCAACGUGUACUGUGCGUGCUGUUAGAUCAGAAAGAGCACGGUCGCUGUUAACUGUGUAUCCGGGAAUGCUGUUCUGUUCACACACGGUCGUCACUGAUCUACUGAAUUGUCAGCCAUGAUGUAAUUAUUUAUCUACGUAUUAGUUGUAUAUUCUUCU
This is a messenger RNA of Zea mays, 1445 nucleotides long. RefSeq lists its product as uncharacterized. Lineage: Eukaryota; Viridiplantae; Streptophyta; Magnoliopsida; Poales; Poaceae. Gene Ontology annotation, biological process: response to oxidative stress; hydrogen peroxide catabolic process. The record is from RefSeq and is marked validated. Gene Ontology annotation, molecular function: peroxidase activity; heme binding.